AUGUUCCUCGUAUGUAAGGAAUGUGGAGAGUAUAGCAACAGUGAAGAUAUUUGGGUGUGGUGCAAACCUUGCAACGCACGACAUUUUCAAGAGAAAUUUGGCACUUGGACAAGUGGAAAUAGUGUUAUUGACAAGUUUAUUCAGGAAACACAGCUUAGCGCUUCCGAUCACUUUCAGAAAUUAGAGUGGAUUCCAUAUAAUCUAUUCACCGACGUCACUUAUCUCUCUCAGGGUGGUUUUGGUAAAGUGUAUAAAGCCAUAUGGAAACGAGGUUAUAUUUACAAAUGGGAUAUUGAAAAAAAGGACUGGUCAAGGCGCGGGGACCUUCUCGGUGAUACUAAAGUUGUCCUAAAAAGCCUUUACAAUUCAGAAGAAAUAUAUUCGGAAUUUUUUGACGAGAUUAGAAGUCAGCUAAAAUCCAUCAUCGUGAAAAGAGGAUAUCGAGUCAUACCAUGUUAUGGAAUAACCAGAAAUCCCGAAUCAUCGGAUUUUAUGAUGGUCAUGCGGUAUGCUGAAGAGGGAAGUCUUCGCCAUUACUUGGAUAAAAAUUUUCACUCGUUGGAUUGGUAUCAAAAGUUGAAAAUUUUGUAUAUGACACUUAGAGGACUCGAGGAUAUACACAACGCAGGUCUCACUCAUCGUGAUUUUCACGGGGGGAAUAUCGUAUUAUUCAAUUUUGAAGACGCGUGUAUCACCGAUUUCGGUUUAUGUAAACCAAUUACCAGUAAUGAAUUAAAAUAUCAAUUUGGGAAAUGGUUUGGAGUCUAUGAUUCCAAAGAAUAUGAUGAAUUUUGGGAUCAAGUUAAGGAAAUAGAAAGAUGGAAAAAAACCAACCCAACUAAUGUUGAUCCUUCAGGAUCUGGCAUCGUUAAUGCGGUCUUAGAACUUUCCGGUGAUCCUCCAUUUAUUGCAUGGCAUUGCGAUGUAAUGAGCGACAGUCAUCCCGAUCUCUUACUGGAAAUGAUUAUUCGAAAAUUUUGGGUGUGA
Molecule: messenger RNA, 987 nt
Organism: Acaulospora morrowiae
Lineage: Eukaryota; Fungi; Glomeromycota; Glomeromycetes; Diversisporales; Acaulosporaceae
Source: the annotation of a GenBank genome assembly